UCCACAUCAACCACUUGGCCGUUCUUCUCGCCCUCGACGCCGCCUCCCUUCUCCUCGUUCCUCGCCCCCCCCCUCCUCGUCGUCCUCCCCCGCGGGUGCCGCCGGCGCCCGUGACGUCCGGCCAUGGGGGCGUUAACCUCGGCGGAGCUCAACUUCAUCGUCUUCCGCUACCUCCAGGAGUCCGGUUUUGUUCAUGCUGCUUUUACUUUGGGGUAUGAAGCAGGGAUCCAUAAGGGUGGGAUUGAUGGAAAUUUAGUUCCACCUGGUGCUCUUAUCACUAUUGUUCAGAAAGGCCUCCAGUACAUAGAACUGGAAGCAAAUACAGAUGAGAAUGACGAAGAGGUUGAGAAGGAUUUUGCCCUGCUUGAACCUCUGGAAAUCAUCACAAAAGAUGUUGAAGAGUUGCAACAGAUUGUGAAGAAGAGAAGAAGGGAGAGGUUUCAAAGUGACCGUGAGAAUGACAAGGGAAAAGAGAAAGACCGUAUUGAGGAGCAUGAACGACGACCUGGAGGCGAACGAGAGAAGGAUCGCCAUGACAAAGAGAAAGAGCUAGAGAGGGAGAAAGACAGAGCUGAAAGAGACAGGGAACAAGAGAAAGAGAAAGAGAAAGAAAGAGAGAAAGAAAAGCAGCAUACAGACCGCAUCGAUAAAGUUAAGAAUGAGGAAGAUAUUGUUGUUGGUGGAGGCCCCACACCAAUGGAUAUAAGUACAACUGCUCAUGAGAUUUCUAGCACCGACGUGACUGUUUUGGAAGGACACAGUUCGGAGGUUUUUGCUUGCGCAUGGAGUCCAGCUGGUUCUCUUCUAGCCUCUGGGUCAGGAGACUCAACGGCUAGAAUCUGGACGAUUCCAGAUGGUCCAUGUGGUUCCAUCAUGCAAUCAUCUCCUCCAGGUGUUCAUGUUUUGAAACAUUUUAAGGGUCGGACUAAUGAGAAGAGCAAAGAUGUCACCACACUUGACUGGAAUGGUGAAGGUUCACUAUUGGCUACAGGCUCCUACGAUGGGCAGGCAAGAAUAUGGAGUAGGGACGGAGAGUUGAAGCAGACUUUGUUCAAACACAAGGGACCCAUAUUUUCCUUGAAAUGGAAUAAGAAAGGAGAUUUUCUCCUAAGUGGGAGCGUUGAUAAAACUGCGAUUGUGUGGGAUACAAAGACAUGGGAGUGUAAGCAGCAAUUUGAAUUUCAUUCAGCUCCAACACUCGAUGUUGAUUGGAGGAACAAUAACUCUUUUGCGACGUGCUCAACCGACAACAUGAUCUAUGUUUGCAAGAUUGGGGAACCACGUCCAGUUAAAGCAUUCAGUGGUCAUCAGAGUGAAGUUAAUGCUAUCAAGUGGGAUCCAACUGGUUCUUUGCUGGCUUCAUGCUCUGAUGAUUGGACAGCAAAGAUAUGGAGUAUGAAGCAGGACAAAUGUGUAUAUGAUUUUAAGGAGCAUACCAAGGAAAUAUACACUAUUAGAUGGAGCCCAACAGGCUCAGGAACAAAUAAUCCGAAUCAACAGUUGCUUUUGGCAAGCGCGUCUUUUGAUUCUACUAUCAAACUUUGGGAAGUAGAGCAAGGGCGCCUUUUGUACAGCUUGGCUGGCCAUAGGCAACCAGUGUAUUCUGUUGCAUUUAGCCCUGAUGGUGAAUACUUAGCAAGUGGAUCCCUGGAUCAAUGCCUACACAUAUGGUCAGUGAAAGAAGGCAGGAUCCUGAAGACAUACAGAGGGACUGGUGGCAUUUUCGAAGUGUGCUGGAACAAAGAAGGCAGCAAGAUCGCAGCCUGUUUCUCGAACAACACCGUCUGUGUCAUGGAUUUCAGGAUGUAAUCCAAUCAGUAGGGUAAAAUAUCUGGCCGCAAGGCUGGAUCAUCUAUUCUUCCCAGGGGGAACAUGGGAAGAGCGGAAUUGUUAACUUACUGUAGAUUUUAGGUCGCUUUAGCUUCCCAGUCCUUGUACAGUUCUCUCUUUUUCCCUAGUGAAACUGACUGUAGAGUAGUUAUGUAGUAGCAUAAAAGCCACGAAAAUGUUAUGGUGGUACAAGGCCCAUCAUCCUUCUGAGCACAUUGCAUACAUGGGAGCCAGCUUAUGAAGGGAUGGAUUCUUGCAUACACAUUUGCGCAAUGCUCAUACCUAGAUGGCUUAUGGUUGACUGUGAGUAGUGAGUUUUCUUCAGUGUCAAAUGGCAGGCAGCUUGAGAUUGUCUGGAACAUUUCGAAUAAUCUGUAAUCUUAUGCCAGUUAUAUCUUUUUUUUUUAAGAGGA
Molecule: messenger RNA, 2243 nt
Organism: Phragmites australis (common reed)
Lineage: Eukaryota; Viridiplantae; Streptophyta; Magnoliopsida; Poales; Poaceae
Product: WD40 repeat-containing protein HOS15-like
Exons: 14
Coding region: 124-1809 (561 amino acids)
Biological process (GO): regulation of transcription by RNA polymerase II
Cellular component (GO): histone deacetylase complex
Molecular function (GO): transcription corepressor activity; protein binding
Source: RefSeq, a predicted model, not a curated record